Molecule: messenger RNA, 2714 nt
Organism: Toxotes jaculatrix (banded archerfish)
Lineage: Eukaryota; Metazoa; Chordata; Actinopteri; Toxotidae
Gene: grhl3
Product: grainyhead-like transcription factor 3
Exons: 14
Coding region: 150-1868 (572 amino acids)
Biological process (GO): regulation of transcription by RNA polymerase II
Cellular component (GO): nucleus
Molecular function (GO): RNA polymerase II cis-regulatory region sequence-specific DNA binding; DNA-binding transcription activator activity, RNA polymerase II-specific
Source: RefSeq, a predicted model, not a curated record
GAAUCACAACACUUGACUCAUCUGUGUGUAACUGCUCUUCUCUACUAGACUAGACUGAUAGACUCACCAACUAAAAGAGAGAGAACCACACAGAAACAGCAAAGAGUUGAACUUAAAGGAAUCUAUUCCGGCUGAAUUGGACUGGAGACAUGACCAAGGAGACUGAGACCCUGGGACUGGUUUUUCAGAGCGAGAACUUCAACUACAACCACUACACAAACUACAUCAUGGACUCCUGGUCCUACUUGGAGACCCCUGUCCCUGAGCCAAACUACUCCAAACCCAGACUCCACCCGGGAGACGACCUGACAGCUUUAACCAUGCUCUAUGAACAGUGCAAGAGCCAGAAAGAGCAGAAGAUUGCUGCCUGCAACCGUGGGAGUAACAUCAACAAAAUAACAGAGAGGGCUCCAGCCCAUACCAACGAGCUUGUUUCACUUGAGGCGUCCGCCAACGUCAUGAAGAUGCUCGCUGAAAGCAUUCCCACCAGCCAUCCCCAGGAAGUUUUGGGAUCCAAGCAGAACUCCUCCCUGCCCAUCUCCGCUCCCACCACCUCAGACACCUACACCACCCUGACCAGCGUAGUGGCUGACACUUAUGACAAGCAGGAGCUCAAUAACAUCUUUGACUCCCUGCUGCAGAAGUGGCCAGAACCUGGUCCUUUCCCUGACCCCAGCAGUGAGGCUCUUCCCUACAGCGAUCCCUUCCCCGAGGACCAGUCCAGCCCCGUCUACUCUGGAUCCUACACUGGCUCCCCACCAGAGGGAUUCAGAAGUGAGUUCCAGUUUGCCCUGGGAGCUCCCCCAGCUGCCCCUUGCAAGUCCAGCGAGCUGCCCAUGGUCUACCUGAACAAGGGACAGUUCUACCCCAUCACUCUCCAGGGAGUGGACAGCAGUGCCUGCCUCACUGCCACCAAAGUCAAAACAGUAGUGAUGGCUGUGUUCGAGAAUGACAAGAGCCCAGAAAUGCAGCUCCGCUUUUGGAAUCACUGGCAUGCACGUCAGCCAACCGCCAAGCAGAGGGUCAUUGACAUUGCGGACUACAAAGAAGUGUUCAGCGGCAUCAGCAACAUAGAGGAGGUGGCUUUCAAUGCUCUCUCCUUUGUGUGGAACCCCAGUGAAGAGGCCAAGGUGUACAUUGGCAUCAACUCCCUGAGCACAGACUUCUCCUCUCAGAAGGGAGUGAAAGGCCUGCCUCUGAACCUGCAGAUUGACACUUAUGACUUCAGCUCAGGAACCAACCAGCUCAUCCACAGAGCUGCCUGCCAGGUCAAGAUUUUCUGUGAUAAGGGUGCAGAGAGGAAGAUGCGCGAUGAAGAGAGGAAGAGGAGCAAGAGGAGGGGAAAGAACGUUAAUGAUCCAGCCAACAAGUCUUUAGUGACCAGCUCCAUGGGCCUUGACUGUACCUUCUUCCAGACUCUGGAUGAUCACAUCACACAACCAGUUCUCUUUAUUCCAGAAGCACACCUCUCCAGUUUACAGCGCAUGGCAGCUCCCAUGGACGAUAUCGAAAGGAGUUCUCUGAAGAGGCUGUAUCCAGACAGAGACCAGAACAGCUCUCCACCCAGCAAGCAAACCCGCAGAGAAGACCCACAGAGAGUGCUGUUGUACGUGAGGACAGGCACAGAGGAGGUGUUUGAUGCGCUCAUGCUCAGCACGCCAACUCUGUCAGGCCUCCGAGAAGCUAUUUCAAAAAAGUACGGCAUGACCAAAGACACCAUUGGGAAAAUCUACAAAAAAUGCAAGAGAGGGAUUUUGGUCAACAUGGAUGAUAACAUCAUUGAACACUACACCAACCAGCUGGCCUUCCUCAUCGAGAUGUCAGAGGUGGUUUCCGGUCAGUUCCAGGUCAUUCUCAUUGAAGUAUGAGAACAAGUCAGCUGUCUGCUCGAUUGAAGGAUGAAAAAAUGUCACAACACUGCCAGUUUAAACCAUCUCUCUAAGCACUGCCCAGUCAGAGACAAUGUCAGCUAUGGACUGCUGAAACCAAAGAGAGAACUAGGCUGAAGACACAUCUGCUGUUUUUGUGAUUACAGAUGAAAAUAUGAAACCAGUUUUAUUAUUUGAAUUUAAUAUUGUAACGUAAGAGCAUUUAUAAUGGACUGUACAUAGAUAACUAUUGUAAAUAGAUUUUAACUUGACAGUGUUUUAUUAACUAGCCAUGUAUAUUUUGCAACCCAUUUUCCACAAAUUGCUAUGUAUUUCAAUUUUUUUUUAUUUUUUACUGUGCCCUGUACAUGAGUUCUGUACAGCAUAUUUUCAGCAUUUUCAGAGGUUGCUAUUCUUGCUGCUUUGAGUGUACUCAUCAUUUCUUCUGCAAGCACCAAUGGUGUGUUUUCUUACCCACACACAUAAUAAUGUUUUUCACUAUCUUCCUCUGGGAGCCUAAAGUCACACAUUUCCAGCCAUAAAACCACACAAGACUUAGUAUUGACCAUCAUUUAGGCCAAAGCUGGCGACAUUUCCUGACUAUGUGGUGAAAUCACAGAUUUUGCCUGGAAACAGUUCAAACUCCUACAACACUGAGGCUUGCCAGAGGAAUUUCAUAGUAUGUGUGUGUUUAAGCAUAUGUGUGUGUGUGUGUAGGAUUUUUAUGCAUCAUUUCAAAGCGAACAUGUAUCCUUGUAAUAUUUCAUUAUAAUACCAUGGCAGUUCUGGUUGUAUUAGUCAAAUCUUGCCCCUCUUUUGUAAGAAAAUAAAAAAAGCAUAAUAGCU